Molecule: messenger RNA, 551 nt
Organism: Hemibagrus wyckioides
Lineage: Eukaryota; Metazoa; Chordata; Actinopteri; Siluriformes; Bagridae
Gene: dpy30
Product: dpy-30 histone methyltransferase complex regulatory subunit
Exons: 5
Coding region: 88-411 (107 amino acids)
Cellular component (GO): Set1C/COMPASS complex
Source: RefSeq, a predicted model, not a curated record
ACGCCGUAGCCCGUAACCCGAGAGCGAAAGCUACGAAGAAUGCGUAAAGUCUCGCGUUGAUUCCUCGCGUAGAAACCAACAACAAACAUGGCAGACGACCACACAGAUGCGGAUCAGAGCAUGGAGGGACACACUCCUGUUGCAGAAAAUCCCCAUGCGGAGUACGGGCUGACGGAAAACAUCCAGAGAAUAGUGGAGAGCGAGAAGGCCAACGCUGACAAAGUUCCCAAACAGAAGGUGGAUCUGCAGACGCUACAGACUCUCCCCACACGAGCGUAUCUGGAUCAGACGGUGGUGCCCAUCCUGCUCCAGGGCCUCUCGGUGCUCGCCAAGGAACGGCCUCCAAAUCCCAUCGAGUUUUUAGCGACAUUCCUCCUGAAGAACAAGUCGCAGUUCGAGGACCGGAGUUAAGACGGAUGAAGCCGCAGAUCGAAACGCAACCACGUCACUUCUUCAAACGUUUUUCCGACUGUUAAGUUUUAUUUUGUUUUCUUUUCUUUCUUCUUUCUCCACAAUUGAUUAAAAAUGUUACAGCAGAAAUACGACACCAA